This is a messenger RNA of Cydia pomonella (codling moth), 7812 nucleotides long. RefSeq names its product zinc finger protein Xfin-like. Gene Ontology annotation, biological process: regulation of gene expression. The transcript is spliced from 5 exons. Bases 25 to 5466 code for a protein of 1813 amino acids. Gene Ontology annotation, cellular component: nucleus. Lineage: Eukaryota; Metazoa; Arthropoda; Insecta; Lepidoptera; Tortricidae. The record is from RefSeq and is a predicted model, not a curated record.
GGCUCGCGCGUGAGAUACGGGCUGAUGUCAGCGGCAGCGCUCCCGACGGCGGCGACGCACGGAAUGCACGCGCGGGGCGCGGGCGGCGGCCGCUGUCGCCGCGCCGUGCUGCGGCUCGCCUGCCAGUCCGCCGCGCGCCUCCGACUCGAGUGCCGUCCCCGCGACCAUCCACUACGCCCGCUGCAGCGGACUAUGCUCCAGCAAAUGUCCUCGCCGCCGAGCGUUAACGUCGGCGAGGUCGCAUCCCUAGUACGACUCGACGGCCGCGUGUGCGGCGACGCGUCCUCUGAGGCCUCCUCGGACGCCGCCGAAGAUUUUGAACUACCACAGUGCAAGAUAAGAAGAAACUAUAAUUGCACCAAGUGCACAUUCUACACACAGAACCCGCGGGUUUAUUUAGUGCAUACGAGAGACGUUCACUUUGAAAGGUUUAAAAUAUAUGACUGCCCACAUUGCGUUUACGCGUCGAGACAUCACCAAAAGCUUGUGAGACAUAUAAAGAUGGUACAUGCGGCGCCAACGCAAGUGGUUAAAGCAGAUUUGGAGCCUCCGCCGGCGCCCGUGGCCACGACCACAGCGGAGCCGGAGGAGCAAAUUGAAGAUUUACUCGAAGAAGUCGAGGACACCGAAGAAAUUCAAUUAGAUUUAGAAGACUGCAUCGAAGAGUCGAUGGACCACUCCGCAGAUAUGGAGGUCGAGGUCGACAGGGCUGUCGCUGAAGCACCCUCGGAUUUACCAAAGGACAAGACUAAAUUUUUCUCCUGCACCAAAUGCAACUACGUCACUCACAUCCGUGCAAGAUUCACCAAACACGUCAAAUAUCAUUCGAUGCCAAUGAUAAAAUGUACAAUGUGUGAUUUCCGUACACCUUACAAAUGGAAUUUAGAUCGACACAUGAAGAAUCACGGUGGGACGGGGAGUUUCAAUUGUUCCAUGUGCAACUUCACCGCCGACAUCAAGCAAAGUCUGACGGUGCACGAGAUGAAUCAUCACACGCCGCCCGUGGGACAAUCGUUUGCGAGUCGCCGACGCAACCGGGUGGGCGCCAGCGACAUCGCGCUCGCCGACGCGGCGCGCGCGCUCAUCGUCAAGGAGGAGGAAGGGAGCGGCGACUCGCGCUCCUCGCACGCAUCGGAAAUGGGUCUCCAAUAUGCAGAUAUAGAAAUGAUUACUUGUACCAGUGAUAACGAAACGAGCACUGAAACCGCUGCCAAAAAAGACAAUGAAUUGGCACAAGAUAAGCAACAUCGACCAUCGCCAAACAGCACGACGGGAGAAGGGAAUACAAACAAACAAAGCCGAAAAAUACCUAGACCGAUACCGCAACUAAUACCUCUGAACACGUCGACGCCCAAUCAAAAUAAAUCACCGCCAGGAGAGCCACCGCUCAAAAAGUUUAAAGAAGAUCCAAGUAGAGAUACUAAUACAGUUGAUAACGUCGACAAUUUUCCAGCUGAUAUCACAAUUAUACCUGUCACCAAUGGUACACCCCUUACUACAAGAGAACCUGCGAUGAAAAAGAAAAACGAAUCCUUUUUUGACAGACUAAAAGAAAGGUUGCUUACCGCAACUGGAGAGGAAGGAACGUUGACAUGCAAAAACUGCGGGUUUGAAAGCAAAUGCUUAUCAGAACAUUCCGUACACGAAAAGAACUGCACAGUAUCCGCGAACAGGGUUUUGGCAAAUAACACACACACAAGCCUUGGCUCUACGCGUUGCCAGAAUUGCCGGCAUAGAUGCAAAUCAAGUGCCGAUUUAUAUGUUCACAUGCAAACAUGUGGCAAAGUGGAGAAAGCAGAAAAUGAACAAUCAAAUGACAGUGAAAACAAACACGAAGCCACGUCAACAGCCCAUGAAACCGAUGUUGUUAAAGAUGAACCACAUCCCAUGGAGAAUGUAGUCUUUGUUUGGAAUAAUAUUAAUCCCGAUACCGCCAAAUUUGAGACGCCGUUGGACAUCAAUAUUAAUGAUGAUUCAACUAUGCCCGAAACAAGUAAAAACUAUGACUUAGAAAUAGUUGAUGAAAAUGAAGGCAUGAACUUGUCACCGAGCCAAGCUGCCGGAAAAAAGGUAUUUAAAUGUCCGCACUGCACGUUCUGGGCAUCGACUGCAUCACGAUUCCAUGUUCACAUCGUCGGGCAUUUGAAUAAAAAACCUUUCGAAUGCUCCCUUUGCAAAUAUAAAUCGAAUUGGAGAUGGGACAUCACCAAACACAUAAAACUAAAAUCAGCAAGAGACCCUGAACAUAAUGAUGCCAAAGUUUUGAUGACUGAUGAAACUGGACGAAGGAACUACAGUAAGUACAACAAGUUCUUAGCCGUGCCUGUCGUAAACGAAUAUGGAGAAACCGAGUUUGACUAUAUAGAUCCAAACGCAAUGGCGAACGGGAGCAUGGAACUCGAUGAAUCAUUCAACGACACGAAUGAUAAUAUCAACACAACACUUGAAAUGCAACCUCUUGACUUGCAAACUCUACAUGGACAGCACAAUAUCGAGCCAAUGGAUAUCAAAAAUGAAGAACAGAAACCUAAGAAAACGAUGUGGAAAUGCAAAAAAUGUAACUACAAGGACCCGUCGAAGGAAGCGCUACUAGCACAUGUCCGUGAGCACUCGAAGCCCGAAGACGGACACGAGGAGAACAAGUCCUUCACCAAGAAACCUGAGAACACGCCGGACCCGGCCGACCUGGCUUACCGCUGCGGGCACUGCAACCAGUUGUCCAACUGGAAGCACGUCAUACAAAGACACUGUCGUUUGAAGCAUGAUGGAGUCAUCAAAGUUAUUACCACGGUUAAACCGAAACCUGAUGCCUCGUCAUUAUUGAACGAAAUGAACGACACUUGCACCAAAUGUCCGUUCAAAGCUGCAGACAGAAAACAACUUCAAAACCACAUGCAGCAGCACCAGCCUUCGCCCCUGUCCAUAUUCAAAUGCUACUUCUGUCCGUACUUCGUUAAAACUGAACACGACUUACUGCAACAUCUAGCUUUACAUGGUGUCACAGACCCAGAAGAAUACAUCUCCAAAGCAAUGGGAUGCAAGUCGCCGCUGCCAGAUAAUCCUGGAAAUUCGAGCGGGUCCAUCUCAACCAAACGACACAAGUGCACGGAGUGUCCCUACGAAACCAAUAGCAAGUCCCAGUUCAUGUAUCACGAGCAAUUCCACCGGCUCCCGGCUGACACUCCAUACAAAUGUCAGGAAUGCAACUACAGCGUUUCCAAGAGACACCUCCUCCAUCAGCACAUGAGAGUUCACGGGAUCAUGCCUAAGAAAAGUGAAAUGGAAUUAGAAAUGGAAGCGUCUUCGUCCUCUUGUAAGAUGGAGAUUCCUAUCGAUUUAAACGAAAUUCCUUUCGUAUGGGUUUCGGCUAAGAACGAAUUUCACAAAAUGUACAAAUGCCGCUACUGUUCGUACGUGAAUUCCCAAAAGUGUAAGAUACCAAAUCAUGAGAAGAUUCAUUGUAUCGUCUUUGAAAACAGUGAAAUCACUAUUUACAAAUGUUUGGAAUGCAAGUUUACUUGCGAUAAUGCCGGAAGGUUGGCCGAACAUUCGAGGACGCACGGAGAAAUUUACGGACGCAUUUACUGUCCAGUUGAACCCGAUGUUCCCGAUGAGGAGCAGAUUACUAAAUUACGCAAAGUUAUAGAAACGGAGAAAAUAAACAACCCGAAUAGCCCCAGGGACGAGAUGCUUCUAAAAGACAAUGAAGAACUGAAAAUAUUGUUCUUCUGUCAUAAAUGCCCGGCUAGAUUUUUUAUUGAUAGUGAUUUGAGAAUCCAUGACAAAUUCCACGAUCUGUUGUUUGCGAACAAAUGCAAGCUUUGUGAGUUUUCAGUGCCCCAAGAGACUGAAUUAAAAACUCAUGCGGUCCACCAUUCCGAUGAGUAUGCGACGGAAACUAAAAUGCUCAAGUUUAAGCACCGAUCUCACCCAGCGCACAAGGAGCCGAAAUUGGAGGUUGUACACUGCCCGCUUACUUCAGAAGUUAAUUGGAUAGUUUCGCACCCGUCGACUAACUUUGAGAUUGUAGAUUCUUCGAAAAAAUGCAACGAAAAUAGAGUGCCUAAGCAAUAUUUCUGCAAGGAAUGUCCAGCCAAAUUCUUUAAAACUUCUGCUUUAAGUUAUCACAUGGGAUUGCACGGAGGGGAUGGCGACCACAAAUGCAAAAAAUGUAGUUACACUGUUAAAAACUUAGGGAAUUUGGCCAAACACGAAUCGUUACACGAGAAUGAAGGAAAAAACAACACGUGUGAUUACGAAUCCGGAGAAGACAACGAUUACAAAAACAUUCCAUUAUCUGGUACAGAUCUAUUUCAACGGAAAACUGAAGCGCAGAAAAGAGUUGUAAAAGAUAACAACAAGUUAGUGAAACCUAACGACCAUUUUCCACCUGUACUACAGGCAGAUCCUCAAUUCGGAUACUUAAUGCACGGUAACCCAGAGUUUAUCUAUCCUACAUACAUGAAAAAUGGCCGCCAAAAAGAGAAAAGGUAUAAGUGCCACAAGUGCCCAUCCGCGUUUGAGAAAAGAGAACAAUACAAAAUACAUUUAUCGCUGCACGGAUCCAAACAGAGAUACAAGUGCGAAGUGUGUGAUUAUUCUGUAAAAUACUAUGCCAACUACGUGCAGCACAUGAGGAAACAUCAAAUGAAUGACGAAGCACAGGCUGAGAGAAGAAAAAAUAACGAAGAGACUAAUGAAGCUGAAAACGAGACACAGGAAGAUAAACCAGCAAAAGGAAAUAUUAAGCUAGCGAUUAAAACAAUGCCAAAGGGGCCAACAAGGCCAAAAAGUGAUUUUCAGCAGUUUUCUGUCAGUGACCAACAGACACUCCGCCUACUACAACUAAGGCGGUCUAUAAAUAAUGCAGAAAAAGAAAAGCAACCGGACCCCACACCCACAAAGGAACGUAAGCUACACAUGUGUCUGUUAUGUCCGUACACGAACCAGCGCCAAGAUGCUUUAACAAAUCACUAUAAGAGACACGAAGAUAACCUAAAUGCCGCGAAUGGAAUACAUAAAUGUCCUCAUUGUGACCUAGUCGUCGUUCAAUCACACUUUCUACGGGAACAUCUGAAGACUCAUUUUAAUUAUCAAAAGCAUUUGACCCCUGAAUGCUAUGCAGCUAGUGAAGGUGUGACUUUUGUCAUAAAACAACUCGAUGAUGAAGAAGAUACAAAAGAUGACGACAAGAGUGAAAAUUUAAAUGAAGAUAUUUCUGAUAUUGAAGUUAAAGAAAAGGAUUAUUUAAUCGAUGAUAAUAAAGCAGAAGAUAACAAAAUAUUUGAUCUGAAAGAUAUCAUUAAAAAUGGACAGACAAAUGGUCCUAAAUUAAAUUUAAAAAUUGCGGUGAAAGAAGAGACUUCUACUGAUCUAGUUAUUACUUUAGAUGAAAAAAUUACUUUCGAUUCAAAUGAUAAUAAGAUUUUUGUCAAACUUAAAACAGGGGAGCUUAUUGUAGAGUAAAGUAGUUUAACUUAUUUUAAUAGUUCUAUAUAAUGUUAGUAAAGUAAGUAGAUUGUUACGAUUAUGACCAUAUUCGAAUAACUGGCAGAAUAGCUUUUUUAGUAUAGAUAAGCCCAAAUAGGAAUUGUUGAUAUGUUCACCAAAGUAUAGCUUGCCAUAUUAGGUUUAAAAUGUUUGCUGAAAUUGUAUUAAAUUGGACUAUAGCCUACUCACUACAUGAUAUAUGUAAAUUUAAAUAUUUAUUUUCCUUUUUUUUAUUGUGGAACGCACCACAUUACAAUAUACAGUGUGUAUUUCUGAUAUUAAACAUAAUCAAAGGGCAGUUAGUUUAGGCUGUAAUGAACACACUUUCAUAGGUUUUAUAAAAAAUGGACGACUUUUAUUUUUUCAUACAAAAUAAUUCAGCAAGCAAUGUUAAUGUUCACUACUUUGUUUUAACUCAAAACGUCUCAUUAAUGACGCGGCGGCGUCACAACUGUCAAAAGUGAUCAUGAUGUGACAUACAUUGCCGCUCGAAAAAAUUUCAAAAAUUAAUUAUGCUCUGGUAGUGAAGACUAAACUAAAAAAUCUUUCAGAAUUGUUUUAUAGCACUAAAACCUACGUCUAGUUUAAGUUUGAGGUUAUAUCAAAAAUACACACUGUAUAAAUUGUACAUACAGAUGUCAAUCACUAUGAAAAAACCAACGAUGAUCCAUCUCUGGUCUACGUGGGACUCGAAACCACAUGUUUGGAUUGCCGGUCCAACGCGUUACCAAUUGCGCCAACUGACCAUCCGUUAUUCACCGCGAAUUUAACCAUGGCAACUGUGACAACGUCACUAGCGACAUCUGCACUUUAAGGUUUACAAUCUUAACUAACUCUGAGGACCAGAGUUGAUCAUCCUUAAUUUUUUCAUUGUGAUUGACAUACAAUUUAAGUUAAUGGUACUAAAUGCAAAACAAGUUGUUACCGUUUGCAACUAUGCUAAACAAAAUAUUGUAGUUGGUAAAUGUCUACUACUUAUAGCGUUUCUCAUUUACAAUGUCUGACAACUUUAGGCAUUUUUGUUACGCAAAGCACGCUGCAAUACUAUUGUCACACAAAAGGAGGACAAUACGUUAUAAAUACAUACCUAUAAAGAGCUAUAGAUUGUAGAAAUGAUUUCAAGUGUAAGCAAGUAUCAAUGGCUCCUAAAUGGACAGCUGAAAUAGAUGGCGCUUUACUAAGCCAUAUCGGCCAUACGUUUAGUAGUCACUGGAUUGUUAAGCGCCAACUUUCAAAGCCAGAUUUGCCUCAUAACUCGGAACAGUACAGCGACAUCUACAAAACCCGACUAAUUCGAAGCACAUAUUUAUUUUGACUUUUGGUACACAUCUUAUACAAUCUAUAAGUCUGCUACUUCAAUGAUUAUCAUCAUUUUGCCUUAGUCGCAUUCCGUAGAAAUCUAGCAUACUAUGGAACCAUGUAAUAUUGACAAACAGUACAGAAAGUAUCAAAUACCUUUUUUAUUUAAGCUGGAUAUCCCGUCUAAUAAGCCUUUUUCUUGAUUUUACUAAGAAAUGCUAAUGUUAUAGGUUCGUGUUAUGUAGAGGUUAAUGAAUAAUAGGUAACUAUCAUUGUCAUAUAUAAGGACAGGCCUUACGGGCAUUGAUUGAUGAGUUCGAGUCUGCACGAUUGGCUCCAAUUCGUGAGUGACACCACUGAACUAGUAGCACCACUCUUAGUGCCCGUAAGGCGCCUUAGAUAUAUAUGUGGUAACUACUAUAAUAUAGUCGUACAGUUUUAUCCAAAAGGGUGUUAGAUGUUAUAUAUUGUAGCAAUAUAGAUAAUUAAGUCAAAUAGAUAAAUAAGAAUAAUUUAUAUGAGUAUGAUUAUCCAGUGUAACUGGAAUAUCCUGACACUUUUUGGACAUUUGUAUGCAGACAACUACGAAAUAACAGUUAAGGCUGCUUUACAGUUUUAUCUAAACGUGGUUGAUCUUUAAACAAUUUAUAUUUUAAUACCUACAAACAAUCCUGUGCCAAGAGUUGAUACGCUGAGAUUUUGUAAGUUAGAUGUAACAUUAAAAAGCACUGAUAACCAUUAUAUUUGCUUGAAAACAUGUCCAAUUUAUCUUUGAAUCAAGUCACUUUUGCGAUUUAUCUACGUUGGUACACAGACGCAGCUCAAAAAAAUAGUACUUAUUAAGAUAAUAUUUAUCAGUGGGUAUGAGCCUGUGUAUAUGUUGGUACAGUCAAGGAGAAAAAUGACUGAACAUUAAUGACCAUAACGGUACCAAAUGCUGACUGUCCCUCAUGAAAAGUUGUUCACAGGGCAAAGCCCCAUCAAUAUAAUUUCAAUAACAAUAAAUAAUUAAAUAAGUAAAAA